Rotaria sordida is the source of this 498-nucleotide messenger RNA. NCBI's taxonomy places the organism in Eukaryota, Metazoa, Rotifera, Eurotatoria, Philodinida, Philodinidae. The record is from the annotation of a GenBank genome assembly.
AUGAAACCAACGCUAUACAAUAUUAUCUUUUCAUUUUAUGUAUUUAUUAUUGUUGGAGUGGCACCACCUCUACUGAUGAUCAUAUUCAGUUUGAUUACACUACGUAAUAUACGUCUUGCACACAGACGUAUUCGUCCAGCAUUAACAUUUACUGGUAUGCGUCAACGUGAUUAUCAAUUGACACGAAUGUUGGUAUCUGAAGUAGUCGUAUAUAUUUUAUCUACAUUACCUUUUCCAUUUAAUUCUUUGUAUAAUACAGUGACAAUAUCAAUUGCCAAAAGUGUCGAUCGACAAAUAAUAGAAGCAUUUAUUAAUUUUAUUACAGGAACUUUUCUUAUAUUUAUCAAUCCAUCUUCAACAUUCUACAUAUAUUUAACUACAUCUAAAACAUUUCGAAGUGAAGUUAAAGCAGCUUUUAAUAAUAUUGGGCAUCAAAUUUUUAGAGUUCCUCAACGACCUCGACUACCAACUAUGUCUAAAAGAACAACUACCAUGUAG